AUGGCGUCCAGCAGUUCCCUUCCGGUGCCCAAGUUGACGAAAGAUAAUUACAGGAUGUGGAGUAUACAAAUGGAGGCAUUAUUGGGAUCUCUUGAUGUAUGGGACCUGGUUGAAUCUAGGUAUGCAAAAGCAGAAGGUGAAAAAGUUAAUGCAGAGGAACAUAAGGAGUUGAAGAAAAAGGAGAAGAAAACUUUGUUCACAAUCUAUCAAGGUGUUGAUGAAGCAGAUUUCGAGUUGAUAUCCACUGCCCAGACAUUGAAGGAGGCAUGGGACAGAUUAAAGAAAGCUCAUGAAGCAAUUGAUAAAGUGAAGAAGAUUCGACUGCAGUCCUUGACGGCUCAGUUUGAGGCAUUGAAUCAUGGUGAGACAAAUAGUAUUGCAAAUUACUUCUCUCGUGUUAUAGCUAUUGCGCAUCAGAUCCGAAGAAAUGGAGCGGAACUAGAAGAUGCUAAAAUUAAUCAAAAAAUAUUGAGGUCACUACAUCCGAGGUAUGAUUUCGUAGCAGUAGCCAUUCAAGAGUCCAAAAAUGUGGAGGAGAUGACGGUUGAUGAGUUGCUGGGUUCGCUCUAA
Molecule: messenger RNA, 570 nt
Organism: Andrographis paniculata
Lineage: Eukaryota; Viridiplantae; Streptophyta; Magnoliopsida; Lamiales; Acanthaceae
Exons: 1
Coding region: 1-570 (189 amino acids)
Source: RefSeq, a predicted model, not a curated record